This is a messenger RNA of Cornus florida, 5026 nucleotides long. Its product is annotated as putative calcium-transporting ATPase 13, plasma membrane-type. The record is from RefSeq and is a predicted model, not a curated record. Gene Ontology annotation, cellular component: membrane; intracellular membrane-bounded organelle. Gene Ontology annotation, biological process: calcium ion transmembrane transport. Bases 1786 to 4749 code for a protein of 987 amino acids. The transcript has 2 exons. Gene Ontology annotation, molecular function: ATP binding; ATP hydrolysis activity; P-type calcium transporter activity. NCBI's taxonomy places the organism in Eukaryota, Viridiplantae, Streptophyta, Magnoliopsida, Cornales, Cornaceae.
AUACAAUUAUAUAACUAUUGAAAAAAUUCAAAAAAAAUAGACAAUCAAUAAUUUAACAUAAAAUUUAAGGGUAUGAGUGUUCUUAGUUCGUAGGGCUCUGUCGCUCUUUAGAACGGUUGAGAAAGUAUUGGGUGAAUGUGACCUAAUUAAGGUUUCUAAAACUAACUAUAUAUACUAAUAAAAUAAGUAUAAUUUAGUAAUUUACUAACCUAAACGGGACAAGGUAACCUACCCCCGUCCCAAACCCGCGCGGGUUUUCAUUAAUAAAAACCAUUCCCGCCCAAAUAUACUAAACAGUUCCCCAAAACAGCUAUAAAUAGGGCAAGGUAGGGUAGGUACCCGUCUCCGCGAGGCAAAUUGUCAUCCCUACUUCCAACUCUAACACGAUUCUUUCAAUACCCUUAUUAUUCUAAAAUUCAAUCUCAUACAUAUUCUUUCCAUCACUUCUUCUUUUUUUUUUUUUUCAAAUGUAGUUAGAAUAAUACAUAAACAAACUCUUUCCAUAUAUAUAUUUUUCAUUUUCACAAACUAAGUUUGCAUAUAUCUUAAAUGUAUUGGAAUGCUUUUAUAAGAAUUCUAUAAGAAAUUAAUUUUGACUAGGGGUGCACAAAAAUCCGGUCAAACCAAAAAUCCAAACCAGAUCGGACAGUUUGCUUUGGUUUGCUAAUGGUUUGGUUCGUUCAUGAUUCUAAAUUUAUGAAACCGUAAAGAUAUGGUUUGGACAUGAUUUGAGGUCCUUUAAGACCGAACUAGACCGAACCGAACCGAACCAUUAUAUAUAUAUAUAUAUAUAUAUAUAUAUAUAUAUAUAUAUAUAUAAUUAUUUAUAUAUAUGUUAAUUUAUAGAAUAUAUAUAAUAUAAUCCUACAAUCCAAAUCAUUUAAAAGUUUAUAACAACUAUCAAUCAUAUGGUCCACUUUUAAUUAUCUUAGGUAUUAUCAAUUUAUUAAAUAAUUUUUUUUUUUUUUAAGUGGCUGAAUUGAAUUGUGACUGAUUGUUUAUUGCUGAAAUAGUAAUUCUAAAUGUAUUAGGUUAUUACCAAUUUUGAAUUUAUUUACUUCAAUUUCAGAAGUGAUAGAGAAGAAUGAAUUAAAAGUUCUGAAUAUAUUAAUAGUUCUGAAUGCGUUGCUAACUUGGUUUAUUAUUGUGCAUGUGAUAUAAUAUGAAUACUUCCGUAAAAAAAAAUGGAAUCGAACCGAACCGGUUUUUCACAGUUUGGUUUGGUCUGGUUCCUUUGGUCAAAUGGUUCGGUUUGAUUCCAAAACACUCUUAAACCGGUCCAAACCGAACCGUAUGCACCCCUAGUUUUGAAUAUCAACAAAAAUCCAUGAUUGAAGAAUUUCAAUUCAUAUUUUAUUAAUUUGUUUGUGUUUUUUAUUUAUUUUUUUAUUUUUAUCAUAGUUAUUGUUUUGUUAAAUUUUUAAUUGUUACUUUCUUUGGAAUUUAUUUUUGUUUUUUUCUUUUGUAGUAAGUAAAGAGAGUUAUUUUAUUUUAUUUUUAUUUUUCUUAGUCGGAACUCACACACACUGCCUCCACUGAGGUUUGAACCCCUAACGUCCCUUUAAAAAGUAGGAAUUUUGUACUGCUAGACCACGGGCCUGUUGAUAAGAGAGUUAUUUUUGUUAAUUUAUUUUUGGAGGUUUUUGUUUUGAAAGGCAUUUUAUAUUUUGGUUUUAAAUUACUUAUUUUUACACUAUCCCAUGAAGUCAGUGAAGUAUACAUGGGUUUUGUAUUUGUCCCGUCAAAUAGCACUACUCAAAAAUUAUUUAUUAUGAAAAUUUAACAAUGUUUUAUCUUAUUGUUGUUCAAGACCCCUCUCUCUCAAAUCAUUUUCAGACUCCAUCAGUGAAUCAACGCAUUGAUUAUCACAUUUUAAAUGAUCAAAAUCACCACUACAACAUCGAACCAGCAAGCCUAGUAAAGAUGGUGAAGGAGAAGAGCUUUGAUCUUCUUCGCCAACUUGGUGGGGUAGAAGGCAUAGUGAUUAAUCUUGAAAGUCAUGCUGAUAAUGGAAUCAAUGGCUUUGGUGAAGAUGUGAAAAGGCGACGCGAGGCCUUUGGUUCAAACACUUACCACAAGCCACCUCCAGAAGGCUUUCUUCAUUUCUUGUUGGAAGCCAUAAAAGAUGCCACUAUUAUUAUCCUUCUAGUAUGUGCAGUUCUUUCUCUUGCCUUUGGCAUUAAAGAAAAUGGGAUAAAGGAGGGUUGGUAUGACGGCUCGAGCAUUCUUUUCGCUGUCCUUUUGGUGGUGGUGGUAUCAGCGGUGACUAACUUCAGGCAAUCAAGACAAUUUGAUGAAUUGUCCAAAGUUAGUGACAAUAUUCAAGUUGAAGUCACGAGAAAUGGAAGGCCUCAACAAAUCUCCAUAUUUGAUAUUUUAGUUGGAGAUGUUGUGAACUUGAAAAUUGGAGAUCAAAUUCCAGCUGAUGGGUUGUUCUUGUAUGGCCAUUCCUUACAAGUAGACGAAUCAAGCAUGACAGGAGAGAGCAACCACGUCGAAAUUGAUGAAAAUGUCAAUCCAUUCUUAUUUUCCGGAGCCAAGAUAGCGAACGGGUAUGCCCGGAUGGUUGUCACAGCAGUGGGGAUGAACACUUUGUGGGGUGAGAUGAUGAGCUCCAUAAGCCAUGACUCGAAAGAGCAAACUCCAUUGCAGUCAAGACUCAACAAAUUAACUUCCUCUAUCGGAAAGGUUGGUUUGGUCGUUGCUUUUCUUGUUCUUCUUGUGCUGCUAGCUCGUUACUUCACAGGGAAUACAGAAGAUGAUAAAGGAAAUCGUGAAUUCAAUGGUAAAAGUACCAAAUUUGAUGAUAUUAUGAAUGCCAUGGUACGUAUUAUAGCAGCCGCGGUGACAAUUAUUGUUGUCGCGAUUCCUGAAGGUUUGCCGUUGGCAGUGACACUCACUUUGGCCUAUUCUAUGAAAAGAAUGAUGGCUGAUCAAGCAAUGGUUAGGAAACUCUCGGCAUGUGAGACAAUGGGCUCAGCAACCAUCAUUUGCACUGACAAAACUGGUACACUUACCAUGAAUAAAAUGAAGGUGACCAAAUUUGUGCUAGGCAAAGAUCACAUUACAGGCAAUUUUAGGGACAUAGUAUCUCUUAAUGCUCUUGAAUUGCUCUACCAAGGAGUGAGCCAGAACACUACUGCUAUUCUUUACAAAGCCACCAAAUGGUCUGAAUCAGAGUUCUCUGGCAGUCCAACGGAAAAAGCUAUCCUCUCUUGGUCUGUCCAAGAAUUAGACAUGAAUGUCGAAGAAUUGAAACAAAAUUAUGUCAUCUCCCAUGUGGAGACCUUUAAUUCGCAAAAGAAACGAAGUGGGGUUCUAAUAAAAAGUAGGAUUGACAACACUUUCCAUGUCCACUGGAAAGGAGCUGCUGAAAUGAUACUAGCCAUGUGUUCAAGUUACUACGACAAGUCUGGCAUCAUCAAACCCUUGGAUGAUGGCGAGAGAGAUGAGAUCAAGCGAAUAAUUGAAGGUAUGGCUGCGGAAGCCCUUCGAUGUAUUGCAUUUGCUCAUAAACAAAUUAUAGAGCCAAAGUCACGUUCCACUGAUGAUGGCAAGACACGUAUAGAAUUAAAUGAAGACAACUUGAUUUUCUUAGGCAUAGUUGGUUUGAAGGACCCAUGUAGGCCUGGGGUGAAAAGAGCUGUGCAAAUUUGCAGAAAUGCUGGAGUGGAUAUAAAGAUGAUCACAGGUGACAACAUUUUCACUGCAAGAGCUAUAGCCAUUGAAUGUGGGAUACUUGGAUCAGAUCAAACCAUGCAUGACAGGGAAGUAGUGGAAGGUGUAGAAUUUCGAAACUAUACUCCGGAUGAGAGGAUGGACCGGGUUGAAAAAAUUCGCAUCAUGGCAAGAUCUUCCCCACUUGAUAAGCUUUUAAUGGUGCGGUGCUUGAAGCAGAAAGGCCAUGUUGUCGCGGUCACAGGGGAUGGCACAAAUGAUGCACCGGCUCUAAAAGAAGCCGAUGUUGGACUGUCUAUGGGCAUUCAAGGCACUGAAGUGGCUAAGGAGUGCUCAGACAUUGUCAUUUUGAAUGACAACUUCACUUCAGUGGUGACUGUAUUGAAAUGGGGGAGAUGUGUGUAUAACAAUAUCCAAAAGUUCAUUCAAUUCCAACUCACUGUCAAUGUCGCCGCCCUUGUGAUCAACUUGGUUGCAGCAUGUUCUGCUGGUGAAGUCCCACUAACGGCAGUUCAAUUGUUGUGGGUUAAUCUGAUCAUGGACACAUUGGGGGCUCUAGCUCUGGCCACAGAGAGGCCUACUGAUGAACUCAUGGAGAAAAAGCCGGUGGGUCGAGUAGAGCCACUUGUGACCAAUGUCAUGUGGAGGAACCUCAUUUCUCAAGCACUCUAUCAAAUCUUGAUCCUCUUAAUACUUCAAUUUAAAGGACAGCCUAUCUUCAAUGUGAACUUAGAGGUAAAGAACACCCUUAUCUUCAACACAUUUGUUCUUUGUCAAGUCUUCAAUGAGUUUAAUGCUAGGAAAAUGGAGAAGAAGAAUGUCUUCAAAGGGAUACACAAGAACAAGUUGUUUCUCUGGAUAGUGGCAUUAACUGUUGUUCUUCAGGUUAUAAUGGUGGAGUUUUUACAGAAAUUUGCAAAUACAAAAAGGCUGAAUUGGCUGCAAUGGGGUUUGUGCAUUGUAUUAGCAGCAAUGUCCUGGCCUCUUGCUUGGGUUGUGAAGUGCAUACCAGUUCCUGAAAAACCAUUUCUUACCUAUGUAUCAUGGGGAUGCUUGAGAAGUAUAAUUUAGAUAUAUAUGUAUGUGUGUUGGGGAAUGUUCUUAAGUAUUGUAAUAAGGAGAUAAAAAGUAAUUAAUAUGUGUAAGAUGUACAAUCAAUGCAAAUGCUGCGUUUAACCACUAAUCUGAGACAAUUACUCUGGAAGCUUGAUCAAUUUAGAUGCAAAACUAGUACUUUUUAAUGAUCUUUAGAGAUUUUUUGCUAUUAGCUAAAUUUUUUAGGGUUUUUUCCCGGUUGUAAAUAGUUGUAAUUCUCAAGCUUUUGAGUACCUUUUCUCAUUAAUAACAA